This is a messenger RNA of Erigeron canadensis, 794 nucleotides long. RefSeq names its product heat shock 70 kDa protein II-like. The coding region runs from base 69 to 446 and encodes 125 amino acids. The transcript has 2 exons. Lineage: Eukaryota; Viridiplantae; Streptophyta; Magnoliopsida; Asterales; Asteraceae. The record is from RefSeq and is a predicted model, not a curated record. Gene Ontology annotation, molecular function: zinc ion binding; ATP-dependent protein folding chaperone; nucleic acid binding.
CUCAUAUAAAUAGAAAGAAAAAAGAUCAAAAGACUUCAUAUAUCAAUCAUAUUUGAGUAUUAAACUUAAUGGAGGAAAAAUCAAACCAAGCUCCAGGAAUCGGCAUUGACCUUGGAACAACGUACUCAUGUGUCGCGGCAUGGCAGCAUGAACCGAUUGAAAUCAUACCAAAUGGUAUGGGCAACAGAACAACUCCAUCUUCUAUAUCUUUUCUUGAUGGGAAACGUGCCACGAACCCAGCCAAAACCAUAUUAGGGGCGAACAAAGUUGGUCCCAACAAGAAGUACUUUGACAUGACUUGUUGGAAGUGUGGUCAACUCGGACACUUGAAACGGAAUUGUAAGGCUAGAUUUGGUAGUCAAAAUACCAAUGUAUCAAGCACAAGCGACUCGAGAAAUGGUUCCAUCAACCAAAACUCGAAAGGUCAGAAUAUAUUUAAUGAUUAGAGUUAAAAUGUUUCGGAUAUAUUUAAGGCUUGUUUUAUGUAGGAUGAUGAAUUGAUGAUGUUGCAUACUUGCAUGGUGGGCUAACUCGGGAGCUAUCACCUGGGUGUCAAGGAUAGUUGUUUCAAGACUUACGAUUUAGUAAGUGACGGGUCAAUUGACAAUUCUUCACAUGGGAAAUGAAUCAACAACCCUGCUCAUGGAUAUAGUAGUGUGGAUUUGACUUUUAUUUCUGAAAAAAUUGUUUCUUUACUUGAUGUUGUUUUGCAUGUAUCGCAAAUUAAAAGAAAACAUGGUUUCAAUUAGUGUUUUAAAAGGUUGUGAUUUAUAUGAUAAGUUUAUUUCGUGAAA